GAACCAAAAGCGCAGCAGCGUAGUGACCGAAGUGGUCAUCAGGGAUAGUUUCUUUACAAAUGGGCCAUAAAAACAACUAGUACCUUUUCUAGUUCCAGCCAUCCGCACCUUACAACCGCACCUGGUGACAACGACACCACCCCACUCUUGCAGGUUACCAUUUUCCAUCUUUGAGCGGUUUUCCACCUAAGGUCGGCAACAAUGGCAGCAAUUCCAUCAAGUGGCUCCCUCAUCGCCACCCAUGAUUAUUACAGAAGGCGCAUCGGGUCCACAUCGAGUAACAGCUCUUGCAGCAGUGCCGAGUACACAGGAGAGGCCAUUCCACACCAUCCAGCACUUCCACGGCAAGACUCUGACCACUGGUGGACUUCCUUUUUCUUUGCUAAACAGAACCAGCCCGGCAUGCAGAACGGCUCUGAAAAUCAAAAGAACAGUACCUACACAGUGGCUAACGGUCAGGUGACCUGCAUCGCCAGGCAAAUGGUGCUGAACAGACAGAUCAGCGAGAGCAGUGAAAACGGGAAGUCUGAACCAAUGAGCCCUCCUCCAGUUUCCUCCUAGACCCCAUUCGCACCUUCCUCACCCUCAGCUUGACCAUCCAUCACCAUAGUCCAAGCAAUGGAGAUGGAGAUGACGGUGGUGAUGGCAACGAGGGUGUUUUUUCUUACUUUUAGUUGGUAGAGUUUGCUUUUCCUGUUUGCCUGUAUAAAUUAUUACAUUUUUGUUAAGACCAAAAGUUAAAAAAAAAA
Messenger RNA from Oreochromis niloticus (Nile tilapia), 749 nucleotides. It is a transcript of the gene ppdpfa, whose product is annotated as pancreatic progenitor cell differentiation and proliferation factor a. Lineage: Eukaryota; Metazoa; Chordata; Actinopteri; Cichliformes; Cichlidae. The transcript is spliced from 5 exons. Gene Ontology annotation, biological process: cell differentiation; multicellular organism development. The record is from RefSeq and is a predicted model, not a curated record. Bases 202 to 561 code for a protein of 119 amino acids.